This is a messenger RNA of Talaromyces rugulosus, 1284 nucleotides long. RefSeq lists its product as uncharacterized. NCBI's taxonomy places the organism in Eukaryota, Fungi, Ascomycota, Eurotiomycetes, Eurotiales, Trichocomaceae. The coding region runs from base 1 to 1284 and encodes 427 amino acids. The transcript is spliced from 5 exons. The record is from RefSeq and is a predicted model, not a curated record.
AUGAAUGAACCCUCGCCUCAAUCGCAUAUUAUCCAUUCAAAGGGGAUCUUUCGAGGUCUACCUGACAUCCCCAGCCAUUUGUCGGGGCUCCGAGCCAUAGUCGUCGGAGCGAGCGGGACGUCUGGCCAGCCCAUGGUCGAUGUGUUGAGCUCAAAUUCGGAGCGAUGGGAGAAGGUCUAUGCACUGUCAAGACGGCCACCGAAAACAAAGAAAGAUUCAAACGUAGAACAUGUGCCAAUGGACCUUCUAUAUGAACCCGAUAAGAUCGUUGCUAUUCUGCGAGAAUACCGGGUUCAAGCGGAUUACAUAUUCUAUUUCGGCUAUGUUCAGCUCACAGCAGUCGAGGAGAACGACCCGAUGGGCUUGGGUGACGCCGAACAUCUGGCUGAAGUCAACGGUCGGCUCUUUGAGAAUCUUCUCUUCGCUCUCGAUCAGGCUUCCAUCACACCGAAGCGAGUUAUCCUCCAGACUGGCGGGAAGAACUACGGAGUACAUCAAGGCUUUGUAAAUGUCCCACUCAAAGAGUCCGACCCGCGAGUGGAGCUUGAGCCAAACUUCUACUAUACGCAAGAAGAUAUUCUCUCAAAAUAUGUCAAGGGUCAUCCCAAAACGAACUAUAACGUCGUCAUGCCACAGUGGAUUUUGAGCGCAGUCGCAGGGACUGACAUGACUAUCUUCUACCCAUUGGCGGUAUAUGCUGCUGUGUUACGCAAGUUAAACAAGCCAUUGCUCUUCCCUGGCGACCUUUUAUCUUGGGACAACCCCCAGCCAAUCUCUACAGGCAUUCUCAAUAGUUCAUUCUACGAGUGGUUGGUUCUUUCGCCACACACCGCUGGCGAGAGUUUCAACAUCACCAACGGGGGCGAAUUUACCUGGAGCAGAUUCUGGCCGAUCUUAGCCUCUUGGUACGGGCUGGAAUGGCAACCGCCGAGUGAGAGUGCCCAUUACGACGAGAUAGACACGGGCUUGUGUCCUCGCGGUUAUGGCCCCACGGGCAAACUUCGAUCCUCAUUCAGUAUCGUUGAGUGGGCGCGCGAACCAACUACCCAAGAAGCAUGGGUACAGCUGUCCAAGGAGCAUGGACUUGAAGCGAAUCCUUUCGGAGAUCCUGAGAAAACAUUUAACUUUUUGCAAUUCUGUUUCAGUUUAACAUGGUCUUGGUACACCAGCAUCGACAAAGCUAGGGAGUAUGGAUGGUAUGGUUAUUGUGACACUGUUGCCUCAAUGCGUCAGGUGUUUGAGGAGUUUGCGGAUAUGAAAAUGACUCCUCCAUUACCGCGUUAA